Papaver somniferum (opium poppy) is the source of this 978-nucleotide messenger RNA. Its product is annotated as geranylgeranyl pyrophosphate synthase, chloroplastic/chromoplastic-like. The transcript has 2 exons. Bases 1 to 978 code for a protein of 325 amino acids. The record is from RefSeq and is a predicted model, not a curated record. Gene Ontology annotation, molecular function: prenyltransferase activity. Lineage: Eukaryota; Viridiplantae; Streptophyta; Magnoliopsida; Ranunculales; Papaveraceae. Gene Ontology annotation, biological process: isoprenoid biosynthetic process.
AUGACUUGCCAUCUUCGACCCUUCAAAUCUUUGAAGACCCAAGUUACAAAUUCAAAUUCAUCCCCAGUAGAACCUGUUAUUCUGUCUGGAGCCCCACAAAAACAUCUAGAGUUAGGAUUUCAGUUUGAAGAAUACAUCAUUGGAAAAGCGAAAUCAGUUCCUUUGAGACAUCCAUUGACAAUUCAUGAAGCCAUGAGAUAUUCACUACUUGCAGGUGGGAAACGGGUUCGUCCAAUUUUGGCAAUUGCUUCAUGUGAAUUAGUAGGAGGAAAUGAAGAAAUUGGUCUGCCAAUUGCUUGUGCUGUAGAGAUGAUUCACACAAUGUCGUUGAUUCACGACGAUCUUCCGUGCAUGGAUAACGAUGAGCUGAGACGUGGAAAGCCUACAAAUCAUAUAGUUUUUGGUGAAGAAACAGCAGUUCUUGCUGGUGAUGCUCUUCUCGCUCUAUCUUUCGAGCAUGUCGCUACUCGAUUGGCAAAAGUUGUGUCAGCGGACAGUGUGGUUCGGGCCAUAGCAGAGUUAGGUGCAGCAGUUGGUUCAGAUGGGUUAGUUGCAGGUCAAAUUGUGGACAUAAAAAGUGAAGGAAGAGAAGUAAAUUUGAAUGACCUGGAGCAUAUACAUGUGCACAAGACUGGUAAACUCCUGGAAGCUUCUGUAGUAUGCGGAGCCAUAAUCGGAGGUGGAAAUGAAAUGGAAGUAGAAAGAUUGAGAAGAUAUGCAAGAUGUGUUGGCUUGCUAUUUCAAGUUGUUGAUGAUAUUCUGGAUGUAACAAGAACUUCAGAUGAACUGGGGAAAACAGCAGGGAAAGAUUUGGCUACUGACAAGGCAAUGUACCCUAGGUUGAUGGGGAUUGAGAAAGCCAAAGAAUUUGCAGAUGGGUUAGUGACGAAAGCUAAAGAGGAACUCUCUUAUUUUGAUGAAACCAAGGCUAGGCCUUUAUACCAUUUAGCUAACUACAUUGCCUACAGGCAGAAUUAG